UUAAAUAAAUUUGAAUAAAAUAACAUUAAAUACGUUUUUGCUUAAAUACAUUCAUAAUAAAUAAUGAUGAAUAUAUUAAAACAAACUGAUUAAACAUAUUUGAAUUAUUUAUAAUAAAUACAAAUUAUUUAAUAAAUAAAACUGAUUUAAAUAAUAUCUGAAACAACUUAUUUGAUAAGUAAAUUAAAUAAAUUAAUAAAAUAACAGUACAGUGCUACAGUUAAGUAGAGAAAACGCAAUGAUGUCAUUUAAUAGAAAAACUAACUGUUUUACACAUUUAUAAUAUCUAUUUUUCACAUUAUUUGGGUCUUCAUACAUGAAAAUAGUCGCAUUCAGGAUGAUGGUGUUUGAGGGAUUGAGAAGCGUUGGGUUAAUAACAGGGUUAAUAAACACACUGAUGUGUCGAAGCAGCUCAGAGACAGUGUUCAUUGUUGUUUUAAGACUCAGAGCAGGUGAGUUUUUACCUGCUCGUGCCCGAUGCGGGUUUGACUCUGAACGAGCUUCAGUGUUUUACAGUGUUUCACUUCUGUCUCGUCCCGUGUUUCUCUCUCUCUCUGUGUCCGCUCGGGUCACGCGCAUCUGGACUCGAUGGGCUUUAAAUCGCUGCACAUGAGUUUCAGGAAAACAGAAAGAAAGGCUUUACUGGCAUUAACGUGCGCGCGGGAGCUGCUGUUAUCCGUGUCACGCCAUUCUUUCCUUCAUGUUCGUCCUGUAGAUUCGUGCAUGUGUGGGAGUUUCAUCACAAACUCUGAAGGUCUGUCAGAUGCUGUUAAACAUCACACACAUAUAAGCAGCGGGAACGAGUUGCUGUUUUGAAGUUUAUUACGCUUGGCGCGUUCAUUUUUUCAUUAGGCAUCUGCAUGCACGCGCAAUUUAUGCUUCACGAGCGUGCCAAGUGCACGCCCACGGUGAUCCCUCGAUCGCGAGCAUCUGCAGAGUCACGCGUGAACGCACUGAUAGAUAUUCAUGUCACUUUUAUCAGACAGAUAGGAACGCGCGUGAUUGAGGCGCGUGGCCGCUAGAUGGAGAAAGAGACGCGCGCGCUGGAGUUCAGUUGUUUUGCCUUACUGAUAUUUACCAAGAAUUUAAAAUCAUUUAUAAACAUGUUUACCGAACUACAAACUUGUAUGCGAGGAAAAAUACAAUUUCUAUUAUUUAAAUUUGUGAGCGUGUAAAUGAUGUUAAUUCUCCUCAUCAUCAGCUGAUUAAUUAAUCUGUAAUAGAGUCACUGGUGAAGUUAAACUAUUAACUGUAAAACUGGCUACUAAACGCAUUUUGUCGUGUUAUAGCAGCCUAUUUGAUCGUAUCAUAUUAAAAAUCAUAAAAAAAAAAUUGUAAUUUGUGUUGAUUUAAUACAGUGAAAUAAAGCAGCAAAAACUAUAUUUUCUGUUAUGACGCUUUGGUUAAAAAAAAAAAAAAGAAAGAAAGAAAGAAAAGCAUGACAGAAAAAUAUGUUUAGCCUCAUAAUUCUCGAUUAGACGAAAAUAUGAUCGCCGGAAAGAGGAAAGAUUAUUAAACAUUUAUAUUUUACUUUUUUUAAUGGAAAUCGAGUUUUUAGCUACUCGAACUUCACAACACGAUAAAAACCCAUUGUGACGCUCAAAGUCCAACAACAUGAUUUAUUAUUAUUAUAUACAAUUAACAAUGAAUUAAAGUUUUUAUUAUUUCCCGUCAACACUCAAUAAACACGCUUAUUAAAUAUAUUAAUUUCAGCUAUUCAUUAAUUUACUGAAAUAACACGUUAACAGUAGUUUAGUUAGAUUUUAUUUUUGUCGUGAACGUUCACAAUAUCAAUCAUAUAUAUAUAUAUAUAUAUAUGUGUGUGUGUGUGUGUGUGUGUGUCAGAAACACGAUAUCACAAUAAGAAAAUCUAAUUAUUUAAAGCGACACUUCCUUAUUUACGCAAUAUUUGAGGAAAGUGCGGGAAACCGCGUCAAAAAUAAGAAGAAAGAGAAAAAGAAGAAAGGAUCGUUUGUUAAUUUUUGCCCGGUUUAUUAUUAUUAUUAUUAUUAGUGCUGUCGCUGUUAAAUUGAAAAAUGUAAGCGUGACGCAUAUUCAUAAAAUUCAUAUUUUCCUUGUACCGUUUUUAGGCCUCGUUCAUUCUGAAUGGACAAAAACACGCUGAAAUAUGACGCGGAUAAGAGUCGAAAUUAAUUUGACGAGUUGUUUUAUUCUACUAUUUUUUUAAUUAGUUUACUUAAUUAUUUUUGUGGAAUACACACAGAUGAAAUCGGUUAAACAUAAUAUGCGGUUCGAUUCUGACAGUGUUUUUACGAAUCAAAAGAUAAGAUAAAGAUUUUAAAAAUAAUUACCAACCCUGCCUUAAAUAAAAGAAGAGCUCCAGACGCGCCUUUAGUCAUAAUAAAUUAAUUACGAACAGAAAGAAGUUACUUACAAGGUUUAAAUCCACUUGACCUGAGAAUAAAAUCACACAUAUAAACCAGUAGCAUAUUUAUGUGAUGUUACCGAACACGAUUAUUAUAGAGCUGCCGUUAUUUUUUGCUCCGUAAAAACGUUCCGCGGAAUGAUGAUGAUGAUUCUGCGCGUUCUGUCAGGCCUACUUUUUUCAUCAGCUCGUAUGUAGUUGUCAGUGUGAUUUUAAAGGGUCAUUGAUAUCUUUUCAUUCUCUCCUCGGGUGUUUAAGGGUUAAAGUUUAAGACGUUCUGGGUGUUCUGACCUGCUGCUGUAAAUAUGUGCAAGUCCCGCACAGCCAAUCAGAACGCGCUACAGCUGGCCGCCUGGCCAAUGGGAGUGUGUUGAGGGUCAGUGUCAGCCGCAGGUGAAGUGGAUAGUAGCUCUGUGUGUUCACUCACACUCGCGCUCUGGCGACGUGGAUGCGCAUCCACAAAAACUCCCUUCACGCGGGGCGCGAUGCGACCGAACUGCCGCCACGGGGCUCAAUCUCCAUUUGAUCCGGAUCUGGAGCGCGUAACCCCGUUACUGUGUGAUCGACAGUGACUUUUCUUGCUUAAAAUGGCUGUGCGCAGCAACUCUCUGAUGCCGUUCUCCAUUCAAGCCAUUCUGAACAGAAAAGAGGAGUCUCGGCAUCUGAACGAGCUGGAUGUGUGUUUCUCGAAAAGCGCGUGCUGGAAAAUCUUCCAUGAAAUGGACGGAGCGGACAGGAGCGAUGAGAGAGAGCAUAAGAACUACGACUCGGACUCCGGGCUGAGCGAGGACAACGACACCAAAGCGCAAAGCGAUGCGAAGCCCGAAAAAGACGCAGAUUUAGCGGACGAAACGGAUCAGGAGGAGUCCACGGCGGCGGAACACUGCAAAGGCCUGAGCGACUGCGUGUCCGACUGUAAUACGGCCGAGGAGAAGAGCGGCGAUCAGCCCAAGCAGAGGAAGAAGCGUUCCCGCGCCGCGUUCUCUCACGCGCAGGUGUUCGAGCUCGAGCGGCGCUUCAAUCACCAGCGCUAUCUCUCCGGACCGGAGCGCGCGGACCUCGCGGCCUCUCUCAAACUCACCGAGACGCAGGUCAAGAUCUGGUUCCAGAACCGACGCUACAAAACUAAGCGGCGUCAGAUGGCGGCCGAUCUGCUGGCCUCGGCGCCGGCGGCGAAGAAAGUGGCCGUGAAAGUGCUGGUCCGGGACGACCGGAGGCAGUACAGCCCCGGAGAACUGCUGCGACCGCCGCUGCUCUCGUCGUAUUAUUACCCGUACACAUACUGCCUGCCCGCCUGGAGCCUGUCCUCCUCCUGCACUGGACACCAGUGACACCCGGACGCACGCACGCGCGCGCGCUCACAUAUUUAUUCUACCAAAGACAGUCGUUUACUGAGGAGCCAAAAAACAAACGGGAGAUUUAUUCACAGAACUGCCUUCAAAUGUCUGCCUCCUUCUUCCAAGGACUGAUAUCAGUUUUGCUCCUAUAAAAACACUAUUAGGAUUUUAUUAUUUCAGAAUGUAUGGAAAAUGUUUUUAGCAAAAUGUUCUUUCUUCUGGUCGGAAAACAGCACUUGAUGAUGUCGUUACGCGGUUUUAAGGUAACGGUAAGACUGGCACUUUCCCGCCCCUCACGAAUCAAAAUAUUAAAAUCAGAGGAAAAUAUUGAUCUGUCGAACGUUUGUUGGACUCCUGGAGUGAGCCGUGGAAUUUACUCGACAUGUACCUGUUUUCAUAUUAGUGUAACGUGUUUUUGUUUAAUGAAAGCAUUAAAACGUAUGAAGCAUAA
Ctenopharyngodon idella (grass carp) is the source of this 4174-nucleotide messenger RNA. It is a transcript of the gene nkx3-2, whose product is annotated as NK3 homeobox 2. Bases 2974 to 3717 code for a protein of 247 amino acids. Gene Ontology annotation, cellular component: nucleus. Gene Ontology annotation, biological process: regulation of transcription by RNA polymerase II; cell differentiation. The record is from RefSeq and is a predicted model, not a curated record. Gene Ontology annotation, molecular function: DNA-binding transcription factor activity, RNA polymerase II-specific; RNA polymerase II cis-regulatory region sequence-specific DNA binding. The transcript has 2 exons. Lineage: Eukaryota; Metazoa; Chordata; Actinopteri; Cypriniformes; Xenocyprididae.